AUGGCUGUCUUGAUUCUCAUCGUCAUCUUUCUCCAGGACGGCUUCUCCGCCUUUCAAGACUGGUCCACGCAGAAGACGAUGAAGUCCAUCACCAACCUCCUUCCCUCGGAGACUCUCAUCAUGCGCAAUGGUGAUGUCAAACGAGUGACAGCAUCUGAGCUUGUGGAAGGUGACAUAGUUCACCUGCGUACAGGCAGCAAGGUCUUGGCCGAUCUUCGACUUCUUUCCCACUCCGGCGAUAUCCGUUUCGACCGAGGCGUACUUACUGGCGAAUCCGACGAGUUUGAAGGCGCCAUCGACUCGACCGAUCCGAACUUUCUCGAGAGUCGUAAUAUUGCGUUGAUGGGUAAAAUUGUUGUAAGCGGCCACGAUGUCGGCAUCAUCAUCUUGACUGGUGCUCAGUCGGUCAUGGGAAGAGUUGCAAGGGCUGCAACAGAUGUCGGAGAGAAGGCCACACUGAUCCAGAGAGAGAUAUGGAGAUUUGUUCGGAUCAUCGUCGUUCUCACUGUGCUCCUGGCACUCUCGAUCUUUGUGGCCUGGAUCGCUUGGCUGAAGCGGGAUCACCCUUCCUACAUGAACGUGGUACAGAUGCUGAACAAUGUGAUGGGCUGUGUCGUCGCUUUCAUCCCCGAAGGCAUGCCGGUGGCUGUUACCCUGACCCUCAUGAUGGUCGCCCGGGUUGAAAUCUUGCCCAAGGGUCUUUCUACUGUUGAAACCUUGGGCUGUGUCAACGUCAUCUGCUCUGACAAGACCGGAACGUUGACAUAG
Colletotrichum fioriniae is the source of this 768-nucleotide messenger RNA. The record is from RefSeq and is a predicted model, not a curated record. NCBI's taxonomy places the organism in Eukaryota, Fungi, Ascomycota, Sordariomycetes, Glomerellales, Glomerellaceae.